Messenger RNA from Gracilinanus agilis (Agile Gracile Mouse Opossum), 598 nucleotides. Its product is annotated as E3 SUMO-protein ligase EGR2-like. NCBI's taxonomy places the organism in Eukaryota, Metazoa, Chordata, Mammalia, Didelphimorphia, Didelphidae. The transcript has a single exon. Gene Ontology annotation, molecular function: DNA-binding transcription factor activity, RNA polymerase II-specific; RNA polymerase II cis-regulatory region sequence-specific DNA binding. Gene Ontology annotation, biological process: regulation of transcription by RNA polymerase II. The record is from RefSeq and is a predicted model, not a curated record. The annotation marks the transcript as partial.
CACCUGCCGCUGCGCCCCAUCCUGCGCCCGCGCAAGUACCCGAACCGGCCCAGCAAGACGCCGGUGCACGAGCGGCCAUACCCGUGCCCGGCUGAGGGCUGCGACCGGCGCUUCUCCCGCAGCGACGAGCUGACCCGGCACAUCCGCAUCCACACCGGGCACAAGCCCUUCCAGUGCCGCAUCUGCAUGCGCAACUUCAGCCGCAGCGACCACCUCACCACGCACAUCCGCACCCACACGGGCGAGAAGCCCUUUGCCUGUGACUACUGCGGCCGCAAGUUUGCCCGCAGCGACGAGCGCAAGCGCCACACCAAGAUCCACCUCCGGCAGAAGGAGAGGAAGAGCGGGGCACCCCCGGCCUCGGGGGGCUCCUCCGCCGCCUGCCCGGGGGGCGCCCCGUCUGGGGGGGCCCUGUGCGGCGGCAGCGGCGGCGGCUCUCUGGCCGGGGGGCCCCUGGCCUCUUGCACCUCUAGGACCCGGACACCUUGAGUAGAGACUCAAACCCGACCAGCUCCUCCAGGGCCCGUAGGGCCCUUUCCCAAGCUGAGCUGCACAAACACUACCACCGGCUCCUCGCCCCUCUCUUCAAAGCCAGAAG